Messenger RNA from Panicum hallii, 947 nucleotides. Its product is annotated as AP-4 complex subunit sigma. Lineage: Eukaryota; Viridiplantae; Streptophyta; Magnoliopsida; Poales; Poaceae. Gene Ontology annotation, biological process: vesicle-mediated transport; protein transport. The coding region runs from base 138 to 569 and encodes 143 amino acids. Gene Ontology annotation, cellular component: intracellular membrane-bounded organelle. The transcript has 5 exons. The record is from RefSeq and is a predicted model, not a curated record.
CUUUUUUUCCCUGCCGUCCCGGCCGGCGAGGCGAGGGGAGUCCCCAUCUGGGUCUGACCAUCUCGCCGAGCAGACUCGAGAGGUGGAAGACUCCCUCGAGCGGAGCCGAGGAGAAGGGGAGGGAACUCGAGGACGAGAUGACGAUCCGGUUCGUGCUGUUCGUGAACAAGCAGGGCCAGACGCGGGUGGCGCAGUACUACGAGCACCUCUCCCUCGACGAGCGCCGCGCCCUCGAGGGCGAGAUCGUCCGCAAGUGCCUCGCCCGCACUGACCAGCAGUGCUCGUUCGUGGAGCACCGGAACUACAAGGUCGUGUACAGGCGCUACGCCUCCCUCUUCUUCCUCGUAGGCGUCGACAACGAUGAGAAUGAGUUAGCUAUCCUUGAAUUUAUACAUCUUUUGGUGGAGACUAUGGAUCGCCACUUUGGCAAUGUGUGUGAGCUUGACAUCAUGUUCCACCUGGAGAAGGUUCACUUCAUGCUGGAAGAGAUGGUGAUGAAUGGUUGCAUUGUGGAGACAAGUAAACAGAACAUCUUGGCACCGAUCCAGCUUAUGGAGAAAACUUCUUAAAGAUACUAAGGAAUAAUGAACCAAGCUGUGAAUUGGUGCCGAUGCCUGAAGACAUAAAAUGAAUGAACUACUGGGACUAUUUUAGUGUGAUGAUUAUUUUACAAACAUGAGGUUAUAGAACAUGUAGAUUGUAUCAUAAUAUGAUUCUUUAUAUUUACUUGUCAGGAUGAAUGGAAUUGGGAUGUCAGAGUGAACUGCUGGCAAAAGUCCCUCCCAUCAGUGAACUUAAAGAAUUUCUGUUGACCAUGCUAAUUUGAUAGGACAGUGCUUAGGUUUUGGUAUAUUACUUUAAUUUAGCCGAAUUGUGCUUCCAAGGGUAAACAUAAUUUGGUACUGUCGUUGGACACUGGAGCGGGGAUAGACUUUUCGGGAGAUUUG